Molecule: messenger RNA, 1104 nt
Organism: Miscanthus lutarioriparius
Lineage: Eukaryota; Viridiplantae; Streptophyta; Magnoliopsida; Poales; Poaceae
Source: the annotation of a GenBank genome assembly
AUGGACGCGGGGGCGGCGGCGGCGCAGAUGGAGAAGCACUCGUCGGCGGUGGCCUUCGUGGAGGGCGGCGUCCAGGACGCCUGCGACGACGCCUGCAGCAUCUGCCUCGAGGCCUUCUCCGACAGCGACCCCUCCGCGGUGACCAGCUGCAGGCACGAGUUCCACCUCCAGUGCAUCCUCGAGUGGUGCCAGAGAAGCUCCCAGUGUCCCAUGUGUUGGCAGGCAAUCAGCAUGAAGGACCCCAUGAGCCAAGAGCUCCUUGAGGCUGUUGAGGAAGAGCGGAACGCGCAAGAAAAUCACGCGCGAAACACAACCAUUUUCCGUCAUCCACUGCUCGGGGAUUUUGAGGUACCGGUGGAUGCAGAUGAUGCCGAGAUUGAGGAGCGAAUCCUACAGCACUUGGCUGCCGCUGCCGCCAUUCGUAGGUCACACCGCCAUGCUAGAAGAGAAGACCGUCGCAGCAGAUCGGCAGCUCAUGGUCAUGGCCACCCACAAAUUCUGUUCUUUCCAACUGCUGCUGAGGCCACUCCUGGUGGUUCUCUGUCUUCACAUCCACCGCAAGAAGGGGACCAUGAACAUGCUUCUGCUGUAGUUUCUUCUCGGCCACUGCCUACUGUGGACUCCGCAGAAGAAACAGCUGCAGACACAUCUGUGAAUUACAAUGCCUCGGUUGAUGGCCCUGUUGGGUCAAAUGAUAGUGUUUCUAGGAACCAGUCUUCGCCUGCCAACCAAGAUGAAGCUGGACCAUCUGAUGCACAGUCAUUCUCAGACACAAUCAAAUCUCGGCUGCAGUCGGUUUCUACAAAGUACAAGGAUUCCAUAUCGAAAAGUACGCGCGGGUGGAAGGAAAGGUGGUUCGCACAGAACAGCACCAUAUCAAACCUUGGUUCAGAGAUGAGGAGGGAGGUCAAUGCUGGGAUCGCUGCUGUGUCUCGCAUGAUUGAGAAACUAGAGACACGGGAUGGAAAUGGAACAGGGAUGUCGUCUGCUACUGCUUCUCCAGCCGUUCUCCAUCCUGGUUCAGAUGCAGAUAGUCAAGGAGCUGUCGUCCCCCCUACAGCUGCAACUGCUUUACAUAACGCCCCGUCUUCAUCAACAGCUUGA